Molecule: messenger RNA, 3834 nt
Organism: Cutaneotrichosporon oleaginosum
Lineage: Eukaryota; Fungi; Basidiomycota; Tremellomycetes; Trichosporonales; Trichosporonaceae
Source: RefSeq, a predicted model, not a curated record
CGCGAUACUCGUGAUCAUCUUUCCAUCUUUCCAUCUCUUUGCUCUCUGUCCACAUUCAUCUUACGACCUACACGACUUUCAUCUUGACCACUCUCCCUACUCCCGCCGUCACCACUUUCCUUUCCCAUAUCCUGUUCACGACCUGUCGCCCGCCAUGCCACCGGGCGGCGACACUGCCGGGCCCUCGACCUCGUCGUCUUCCUCCCCGGAAACAUCGCGCUCCUCCCUCACCUCCCGCUCCCCCUCUCCGACACAUCUCACGGCGCGUGACCCGCGCUUCGAUGAGGCGUCCCCCUUUAGAACCACGCCCGCUGCAUCUACACCCCGUCGCCAGCUCAACGCGUCCGACACCCUCGCUCCGAUGGCUCCUUCCCCUUACCCCUACUCCCCAACCGCUAGCAUCGCGCUCGAGCGCGCAAGCGAGACUUUAGCGGGGCUGGGACGGCAGCUGACGGAGCUGAAUGGCGGAGAUGAGCCGCGGUGCUGCUGUUGUCGCGGGCACGAGUGUGCUGCGCGCACUAGGGGCGAUGCCAAGCUCAAGCUCUGUGGCGAAAUCGGCACAGCGCUCCUCCAACGCUGCGAGGCUCUCGAGAUCAAGCAUUCCCGCGCAGAAAACAUGAUCGAGAUAAAGCGCAAAGCGCUCGCCGACAGCUUGCGGCACGUCGCCAACCUCGAGCGCGCCAACACGACACAUCUCGCCAAGUACGCUGAGCUGUCACACGCCUUUGAGGCGCUGGAAAAAAAAUAUACACAGGCGCAGCAUUCGCAGACCCUCACGCAGCAGUCGUUGACGCACGUCCGGAACGAGCUCACACGCGCGCGCGCCACCGCGAGCGUGCAUAGCGCUGCCGGCGCUGGCGCAGAAGAGCGCAUGGCCGAGAUGGAGCGGCGAUUCGAGGACGCACGCGAUCUGCUCCAGGCCGAGUCAAGGCGGUUGCGUGACCAGAUGAAGUGGCGGUUGAUGGCCGAGGAACGGAUAGCCGACCUUGAGACCAAAUUGACUGCCUCUGGGCGCGAAGUCGAGGAGAUCAAGUCUGCACGCGCAAAGGAUGCGCAGGAGCUGCUUGCCAACGCCAAGGAGCGUCUGGAAGCGUUGCAUUCAGAGCUGUCGGAGACAUUCCACGCGGACGCACCGUCAGAGCAACCCGAGUACCAGCGCACACUCGAGGACCUAGUGGCGACCAACGCGCUGCUCAAGCACGACACGUCUGAGCUGGCAGUGAACCUCGCCGAGAAGAUGGAGGAGAACCGCCAGCUGCGUGAGGAACUCGAGGAACUGCGAUCGCGGUCAUCGCCAGGCGCGCGGCCUCUCAGCGCCGAGCUGCGUCCGCUGCUCAUGUCAGGCAACAAGACGCACAUCCGGACCGGAUCCAACCCCGUAGUGGGCAAUGAGCUGACGCGCCCGAUGCAUGCAAGAGUCGCGAGUGCGGCGAUGCCUCGUACUCAUCGCCGCCAAUCGUCUCUAGCGCCGAGCUUCGCGUCAACGUCAACAACGGAGCCACCCAGCGUAACCUCCUCUCCGCCUCAUGACACUGGCUCGAACGAGUCCCCGAUGGCCCGCACCAACUCCAACCCUCUCUCCCCGGAGCAGCGGCGCUCAUCGCGAUCUUCCUUCUCCGGUGGCCUGCCCUACACAUUGAACGGAGUAGUGAAGAGCAAGCGGCCUGUGGCACCUAGAGCCAUGACGCACCCGAGCAGACGCAGCGUGCAGAUCCACGCGCUCGGCGAUCUAGCGGAGGGUGGAGUCGAGGCAGACACGAUCGAGACUAUGCUGGACACACGCGCUGAUCAUUCGACUGAUAUGACCACUACGGACGCGGACGACACCGACUCUCAGUCAGAGGCAAGCAGGCGCAAGCGCGCGAGCGUACUUCUUCCCACAAUGACGUCCCCGAGGACCCACUACGACUCAUCGCCCAUGAUGGACUCGGCCACUUUCGAGGCCCCCGCUCACUACCCAUGCCCUGACACCAGAAGCGAUCGGCGCGGCAGACGCACCCUCAUGCUCCUCUCCACGUCGACGGGCGUGCAGACAGACCCGUUGCCGGAGCCACUGCCGAGUUCGAUUCCCGAGGCGUUAGAACUCGAGCACUCGCCCGCAGUUACUCCGGAAGUGGGCUCAGCGCAACACUCGCGCAACGGCUCACGCAUCGUCUCGGCGGGCUCGUCAACUCCUGCUCAUACUCUCGGCGAGCUCGUCGACUUCCUUUCCAAGAUACUCCUCAAACUGCACGGCGUGCACGUGCGCACGCUCAACGGGCGUUUGAAGAAGCACAACCUCCCCGGCGACGUAGGGCAUGUGUCUCGCACCACAAUCGCGGCGCUGCGCGCCGAGGUCAACGACAUGAGGCACAAAUUCCGGCACGUGCUCGACUCGACGUCCACCACACGGCGAGACAUGACCCUCCUGCUCAAGCUACUCAAGGACGUCUUCGAUGACCUCCUCGAGCUGCAGGGUGUUGUCAACGACGUAACGGUCAAUCCCAAGCUCGCGAAGCAGCUGCGCGCCAAAGCGUUCGCGGAUGAUACGCCGCCGCCGCCUACACUUGGCGGCGGUCUGGGAUGGAUCGCGGCGCCCAUCGCCAACUGGCUCAUUCCGCCUACAGCUGGUGCACCGCAGCCAAGCCCGACUCGCACGCGAGUGACAAAGCCCGCACCCAAAUUGCAGGCCAGCACGAGCGCGACCACCACUACUGUCUCUGUCGAAUUCGGCGGCGCCGGCAGUAUGGUGCGCAGAGCCGCACCGGCAACGCCUAAGAAGACUCGGGUCACGGCAGUUGUUGGCGGCGCAGACGUGUUUGGAGAGCCGGAACAGCGCAGCGUCUCAGCGCCGGUGGGCUCGGACGUCCCGCCCAUCAGUCCAAGGCGACAUGCGUCGCUCACGGCGCCCACGCGCAGGUCAGAGCUGAUGGGCAUCUUUGCUGGCGCGGCGCGCGACGUCUCACCCUCCCGCAGGAUGCGACACGCCUCCUCACAGUAUUUCGGCCCCAAGCCCUCUGCGCCACAGAACCGCCUCUCCACCAUCGUAGAUGCGGUACUCGAUCCCGAGGACGCGCUCCCCGAGCCUGCACUCACGCGCCUUCGGCCGCGCGGGGGCAGUGACAGUUCGAUUCGAUCGGCUGUGCUCAUCGACCCUCACUCGCUGGAUACUGAGCCUGUGCCCAUACCCGCCUACAUUCCGCCAGCGGCGCGCUACAGUGCCGGUGCAGUGGCAGCGUUAGCCGAAAGUCUGGGGAGCGGCUUCGGCAGUCUUGGCAGCCUGGGCCGUAAAAUCUACGGGGCUGACGAGGGGGUCUUGAAGCGUGAAACGCUACAGCCGCCUAAAGAGGUCACGGAUACGGACGCGGAAGCAGACGCUGAAGCUGAGGCCGAGGCGGAGACACCACGGCCUCGACGGGUGCGUCGGAAGAAGCGCUCAACGGAACAGCUGGCGCGGCGGUCAUCCGAGCGCCUGGCGAAGAGCUCGGCGGAGCGUCUCGCACCGCAAGAGGAGAACCUCGCACCGCCAGGGGCGCGUACGCCCACACCCAGCUCCCCGCUGCGCGCGCCGCGCACGCCUAGCCGCACAGCGCUGGCGCCCAGCCUGGCGAUACCUGCCACAGUUGCCGGGGGGACGUCACCUGUUGAGAGCGCGGGAGGGCUGCUGGAGCGGCUGGCGGACGAGGGAAACGGGCUGAGAAGUCUCAGUCUGAAAGGGAGUGCGAGGGCCGCGCGCAAAUGGCGCUAGGCAGGGAGAGCGGGGGGCGGAGAGGAAGACACGAGGAAGCAGCAUUAGUCAUUGUUUACGCGCGGUGUAGUGCUAGUAUACCAUUGCAUGAUGUAUUGCUACAGGCG